Molecule: messenger RNA, 1530 nt
Organism: Magnolia sinica
Lineage: Eukaryota; Viridiplantae; Streptophyta; Magnoliopsida; Magnoliales; Magnoliaceae
Product: ethylene-responsive transcription factor ABI4
Exons: 2
Coding region: 167-1120 (317 amino acids)
Biological process (GO): positive regulation of DNA-templated transcription; response to stress
Cellular component (GO): nucleus
Molecular function (GO): DNA-binding transcription factor activity; transcription cis-regulatory region binding
Source: RefSeq, a predicted model, not a curated record
UCCCACGUUUGGUCUACCCCUUCACAGCACAUCAUUCUCCUCUCCUUAGGAAAAAAAAUCUCAAAGCCUUAUAUAUAUAAAUAAAUAUAUAUGACCACCGCCCUCUUCAUCCACAGAGAGGAAAUACACCCACCCACCCUUUCCAUACAUCCCGUACAACGAGGCCAUGGACGCUGCACCAGAAGCAGCAGCAACAGCUGCACCAGCAGCAGCUGUUGCACCACAAGAAGAGAAAAACCCAAUAGACCAGCCCUUACCUUCUUUUUCUAACAGCAACAGCAGCUCAUGCAGCAGCAGCAGCAGCAAGAAAUGCAAGGGCAAAGGCGGACCCGACAACAAUAAAUUCCGGUACCGGGGCGUCCGCCAGCGAAGCUGGGGCAAAUGGGUGGCUGAGAUCCGGGAACCCCGAAAGCGGACCCGCAAGUGGCUCGGUACUUUCUCCACAGCCGAAGACGCUGCUCGUGCCUACGACCGGGCCGCUACAAUCCUCUACGGCCCUCGUGCGCAGCUUAACCUGCAGCCAUCGGUUCCACCGCAAUCUUCAACGUCGUCGUCGUCGUCGUCCACCUCCGUGUUGAGACCGCUGUUGCCGCGGCCCACCGGGUUCAGCAUGAGUUAUGCAUCUUCAUCCUAUCUACCGUUCGAUCAGAGCAGUUAUGCAAUUCCAACGGUGGGGUCGGGUCCGGGUGCGGGUCCAUUAUGUUCUGGGAUGGGAAUGAUCCAUGGCCCCAUUGAAAGUGACUUCCAAAGUACAGCCCAAGGUGGCCCACAGCACCAACCUUACCAUCGGUAUCAUCAUUAUCAGAAUGUCGGGAUCGAUGUCGGAUCUGGAUAUGGAAACCCUAACCGAACACUCUACGAGGAGAUCAACAGCCUUGCGGGAUCCGUUGGGUCGAGCUUAUCUCUUACUUGCCAACCCAUAGUAUCUACCACCACAGCAGUAUGUGAUCCAUUGCCAUCAGUUGCUCCUGAGCAAAUUCUUCAGCAGCAAGCAAUGCCCAUCUAUUUGUUUGUAGUGCAACCGGAUUCGAUAACACAAGGGCUAAGAAACUGCAUUGAAGAUUGGAUUUACAAGAAGGCGCCUGCACCUUUAUUAUUGGAGAAUCGACUUGCAUGUUGAAGAUAAGAGGGUUUUCUCAGGCAUGGUUCUUACACCACUUGCAUGUCUUCUCUCCUCACCUUAUCGAGAAGAAAUCUGCACUUUUUUUUUUUUAAUAACAAUCUAUGUUUUAUUUUCUGUGCACUUUGGCAGCUUAUUUUUCUAAUGUGAAGGCUUUGAAGUUUAACUAGGGUUUUUCUUCAUGAUAGUACGCCCUUUUGUAAUCUAUUUGAUAUUGGCAGAUUUUGAUUAAUAAAUCUGUUUUAAUUAUAUUGCUCCUAUUAUGUAAGCCCUUUCAUUUCAUUCACCGUUGGUUUUAGCAUUUGAAAAUGGUAAUUUUACAUUGCAUGUUUGCAAUGUGUUUGAUUUGGGAAGUGGCAAGUCUACCUCCAUUUCUUUGAGGCUGCUUGGAUUCCUUGUGUUGAGUUGCA